Messenger RNA from Trematomus bernacchii (emerald rockcod), 9019 nucleotides. RefSeq names its product transmembrane protein 151B. The record is from RefSeq and is a predicted model, not a curated record. The coding region runs from base 319 to 2271 and encodes 650 amino acids. The transcript is spliced from 6 exons. Lineage: Eukaryota; Metazoa; Chordata; Actinopteri; Perciformes; Nototheniidae.
GGUGUGUCAGGGAGGGCGACAGACGGCUUUGACUUUGGGCGCUAAGUCACGUUUCGACCGGAGAGGAAGGAUGCAGCGGGCAGAGGAGAAACACUGAGCGGGAGGAGAGACUGGGAGAGAGCAGGUGGUGCUGCCAAACCCGGAGUAGACUAUGCUUAUUUGCCGCAGGCCCCGCCAUCGUGAAAUUGGAUACCGACUUGCGGCGGAUGGGGUGACCGAGCUCGCUGCUCCGCCGGGGAGGUCCCUGCCUUCGGACGUUACCGGGGAGGGAGCUGCCUGUGCCCGGUUCUAAGGAAGGAAGGAGUGGCAAGAGGGAAAAUGCAGACGGAGGAGGAGACGGCCACCGCUGAAGAGCCCAUUUUGGAGGACGGGUCAGGACGAGAGCAGCAGCGUCCGGUGCAGCAGUCCUUUGGUUCCUCCCUGUGCCGGGAGUCUCACUGGAAGUGCCUCCUCCUGACCCUCCUCAUGUACGGCUGCUUCGCCACGCUGGCCUGGUGCGCUCUGUGUCGCGUCCCCGUCCUCGGCUCCUCCUCCGGUCCUCUGGGUUCUGAUGACGACGCCACCUCGGCCGCCUAUUACAACGACAUCCUGCACCUGGAAAGCCCGUGCUCCAGCGGCUACGUCUACAUCCCGCUGGCAUUCCUGGCGAUGCUCUACGUGGUUUACCUGGUGGAGUGCUGGCACUGCUUCUCCAAGACGGCAAUGUUGGCUAAUGCCGAAUUCCAGGAGGUGUACGAGCGUGUGCAGAGGCUCCAGCAGGCCACACCCUGCAUCUGGUGGAAGGCCAUCAGCUAUCACUACGUCAGGAGGACCCGACAGGUGACCAGGUACCGCAACGGAGACGCUUAUACCACCACACAGGUGUACCAUGAGCGGGUGAACACUCACGCCUCCAGCUCAGAGUUUGACUACGGCCGCUACGGAGUCAAAGACGUGUCAAAGGAGCUGCUGGACCUGCAGCUGCACCCUGCGGUCCGCCUCCGCUUCACCAAGUGUUUCAGCUUCUCCAGUGCACGUGCUGAAGCUGCCUACCUCACCCAGCGAGCUCGCUUCUUCGGGGAGAACGAGGGACUCGACGACUACAUGGAGGCCAGGGAGGGGAUGCACCUGAAGAACGUGGAUUUCCGUGAGCACAUCCUGGCGUUCCCUGACCCGACCCGGCAGCCCUGGUUCUCCCGGCACAAAGUCUUCUGGCUGGCCUCUGCUUUCCUGAUGUCCUGGCCGCUGCGCGUGGUGUCAGAAUAUCGCACGGCGUACGUCCACUACCACGUGGAGAAGCUGUUUGGUGAGGACGAGGAUGGUGGCGGAGGAGGUGGGGGUGUAGGAGGGCCAGGUGGGGGAGGAAGAGGGGAUGGGGUUGAAGGAGGGACUGAGAAUGGACUCCAUCCUGGAAUCAACGGGACGAGUUACAGAGCCAUCUCUCGGGUCAACACGGUGGACAUGACGGAGCUGGAGUGGCACAUCCGCUGUAACCAACAGAUGGUGCCGAGCUACUCUGAAGCCCUGCUGAUGGACUUGGAAAUGAGCGGGGGGACAAACCCCACCGCCUCUACGCCCAUCUCUGGGGCCGCAAGCUCCACCCCGAGCACGGGGCUCAACCCGCCUCCUCUCGCUCUGCCCGUUGUCUUCAACUCGGCCUACCUCCUCCAGAGCUGCCCCCGCUGCCGGAGGACCACGUCCAGCUCCAGCCUGCCCUCCAGGCUGCGGGCCCCCAUGGGAAACACAGCGCUCCUGAACACUACCGUGGCAGGCAUCAGGGCAGCGGGGCAGGGGGGUGGAGGAGGUAUCGGGGGACGGUUGGUGCUCAGUCGGAGCGGAUUCUCUCUGGGGAGACUGGCAACAGGCCGCCCGAACAGCCUGUUUCAUUCAAGAAGCAUGGGAGGAGGGCUGGGAGGGAGCAGAGAGGAUGGAGCAGGGAGUGGAGGAGGAGGAGGGGGAGGAAGCAGUGGGGGAGGAGGAGGAUUCCUUGGUUUGGGUUCAAGGCAGGACAACGAGGAGACCAGAGGAGUGCUGGAAGGAGAAGGGGAUGAAGAGGAGGAGGAAGAGCAGCAGCAGGGGGAGGAAGCAGCAGCAGCAGUGGUAGUGAUGAGACGGGAUCAGGGAAGAGGAGGCAGAGAGAGAGAUGAAGACGCAGAGCCAGACAGUGCAGGCGAGGGGAGGGAGAGCGAAGGGGGAGGGAGGGAGCGUCCUCCGUCCUAUCAGGACGCGUUCUUCUUUCCCGUCCUCAUCAUACAUGGAGAGGAGAGCUGCCACGGUGGAGACGACAUGUGACGAUAAAAAACAAAACAGAUUUCACGUCUGGGCAGAGGCCGAGGGAGAUGAAAGAACGCGCUGAACACAAAGAAAAGAGUGAAGGCAAUAAGAUACUGUAGGAUGGAAUGAAUGAAAUGAGAACAGAAUGAGGUUGAAAGAACUACAGGAAAAAGAAAUGAUUGAGUAAGAACAAAGCAUUACAGAGGUAAGAGCAGCUGUGUGAAACAGAAUAACCAAUGAAACAAGGGGAGAUGGGAAGAUGUAUGGUGCAUACAGUAAAAGACCGGAAACGCACUAGUUCAGAUGAGAUGAUAGCUGACAGCAAAAUCAUACAAAGUCUGAUGCUGUGUUCACACCUAAUGUGUAGCAAUGUUCUCAGGUGAAAAGCCUGUAAGUGUUAAGAUUCUAAUAAACAUCUUAAAUGAUGGUGAGGUAAUACCAUUUCAACUUUUAACAGUAUGUGAAAAUCCAUGUGUACAGACAUAUGUAUGCCUUAGUGAUGAUGGAACAGCUAAAGUGUUAGCAUUGCCCUCGUCAUCAAUCCAAACUCCAUUCAAGCAAAAAAGCAUUUAAAAAGUUGUUUGCUUGUCCUUUUGCGUACAGACCUAACAAAGGAUGAACUUUUCUUAUAUUAAUGUUGUGAGUGAUUCACGUGUUCAAAUUCACGUGACAUACACGAUGUUAAAUUCAUCUACGUAUAUGGUGUGAACACAGCAUCAGAAUAUGAGUGAAGCCAAAUACUUGAAAACUGUAGACUUUACACUAAGAUAUUGAGAACGAGAGGAAUAACAGAAAGACUGAAAACAUGGGAAUGUAUAUUUCCAGAUGUAUCUAUGCAAGAACAGGAGUGAGAGGAGUAACGGAGUGGGUCAUCUUUGAGGUAGACUCAUUUAGAAGAUGAAAUACAGAAAGAACUUCUAAAUAUGUCAGAGGACAUAACAAAGGGUUUACUAAUGCAAUGUGAGGAAGUAGGAGAGAAACAAUUAUGUAAGGUAAUAGAAAAUGGCAAGGGAGGAGAGUAUAACAUUCUAACAACAAUAGGCGGAGAGGAAUAGUCAAAUACAAACGGACCAUGUCAGACCAGAUUAAUCCAAUCAUUAAUUUAAAGAUCACCUCAAGAGGAGGAGAGAAACACAAAAAGAAGGAGCAGCAGCAACCCUGAUCUGGAAUCUAAUCAGGAAAUCAAAUAGUAUUCAAAUAGUCCCCCCCAAAAAAAGACACAGACGACAAAUCAGGCUUUACAGAUUCACUUUACAACAUCACACGGCAUCUGUCGAGCAACUGUAACAUUAUAAUAAGAUUGGAGAAAUAUUGAUUUCCUCCCUCCUCUUCAUGCCUUCUCGCUCCUCACCUCACCAUUAGCUUCCGCACCACUCUCUAUCCAUUACCGAUAUGGAGCCGAUAGAAAAAACUCCAUACGAAGAGGAGAGAUGGCUUCCUCUCCCAUCUUCUGUCCUCCCUCCAUUUUCUCUGCUCUUCUCCUUCCUCACCUCCAAACAUGCCAAAAGAUAGUGCAUAGGUGACAUUGGGAGCAACACAUCUAUUGCUUUUUUGAAACACAAAUCAUUAGGGGCAACAUCUCUUCUCGAAAUUAGCACAUUGUGUUUUAAUUAAGGUGAAAGGGUGUUGUACCGUAGUUGAUUCACUACAUCCUUCUCCCUCCUCUACUUCUCUGCCAUCACCACUCCUCCUUCUGUAAAGUGCUGCACCUCUCUCUGCUCCUCAGAUCAGAUUUCCUCUUCGCUCACUCCACAAAUCACGCCUCCUCUCGGCGAGGAUUCCUCCUCCACCAUCAGAUUUUAUUAAGCAGAUAUAUCACACUUUAUAUAAAGUUUUUAAAAACCUCUCCCCAUGUCUGAAUAUUAUCGAAGAGACAGAAUAAACAAAAAUGUUAAGAUACUGACAGGUUGCUAACACAGGGUGGGAUUUUCCACCAGUUAAGCCUGUAUAGUUGUGCUCUAGUUUUAAACAGUUGUAGCCAAAGAUAGGCUUGCGUAAAAUGAGAAAAAAAUGACAAUAACCUUCCUAAAAAACAAGGUACUAUAUAACACAAUACUGUAUGUGUUUACGCAUGAUAAAUCACCUCUUAAUCUCAUUUAUGUCAUUUUGGACCGCAUGGGAAGUCAAACAUGAGCUCAGCUGGUAUACUCCUAAAAUAAAAAACAGACAAGGAUCAUUCAGAGGUUGAAUCGCUUUGUGCAGACGUUAACAUUGUUGAUAACAAUAGUGGAAUAAAUCCAACAAACAAAUCAUUAAAGCCCAGCCCUUUGAUAGAGUAAAGGGCCGUCCACACCGAGAAACAUGACUAUACAACUAUAAACACUGUGAGCAUCCACACAUCCAAAAAUAACAUGUUUGGAGCCCCACAAGGGAUACUGUUGCAUAGAGAGCGAAAAGGACACAAAUAAUAAUAUUAGACAAGUUUAAAAAAUAGCUAGUGAUUUGCAUCUGUCAACACUGUGGAAGUGAAGAGAGGGACAUAGAUUCUGUAAUAAGAACCUUGAAUUACGGAUAAAAAUAAGUCCUAAAAUAGAUUUUUACUAAUCCCCCUCCUGUGUGUGACAAACACACUUCAUUUACGGAUGGAUUUGAACUGGCUGUUAGUGUUUAAUCCUUCAUCAAAUCGCUCUUAAAGUGAUCCAAAAUAUAUUUUUUGCCACUUUCAUCAUAGUUUUAUAUUUACAGUUGUCUUUAUGGUUAUCCUUCUCGGUGUAGACGGCCCUUUACUCAUGCCACAUUGUGCCAUGCUGCUUCCUCCUCCUCUUGAAGAAUCACCUUCAAAUAAGUAACAGUGCUCUCACUAUAAAAUGUUUAAAAGUUAGCCGGCAUAGAGAUGCAUGUAACUUAAUAACAGCUAUCGUGCAGUAGCUAACUAACGGCUAUGUAGCAAAUCUUUCUGCCAUUGCAAAAAGCAGUGAACAAAAAAGUGAAAUGUAGAUAUUUCAGACUCGUGUAGAUAAAGAAUCCAUAGGGUUUAGCUCUGUCUUCAGGCAGGGAGAGACAAUUGGCACAGACAACACCACCAUCAGUGCAGAUAUUUUACAAAGCACACUAAACCUGCUGCAAUAGCAAGAAGCAUUUCAACUUGUUAGCUGGACAUUUCGUACCAUUCCCUGAGGUUCCCGCAGCCACUCUGUGAUGAUGGAAGGUCUCCCUCGUUCUCUUACUGCUUCCGUCAGAGACGAAAAAGCACACUUAAAGAAUGAAAGUUGGAGAAAAAUAUCCUACAUGAGGAGUUUCCUGAAAAAGAGCAAUGCUUCAGACGCUUCGUAAAUAUGGAUCCUUGCACCCAACCUGGAUUCAGCAGAGACAGCAGGAAACGUUCUUUCAAUAAAGUAGAGCACGGCCUGGUUUGCUGUACGGGACACACACUCUGACACACAUUCACACACAUUCUGGAUCUUCCGUAACUUUCGGGGACAUCAAUCUGGAGUGGGCACAAAGAGACAAAUGGACAGAAUAAUUACUGGAAGAAAACGGACAGCAACCAGGAUGUUUCUUUGUGUCUGGACAACUGGAAAAUGACUUGCUUAAGCAGCCGUUAAAAAGAAGAAAAUGUGAGAUUAAAAGACAAUUAUUUUUACAGCUAUAUAUUAUUAUCUCAGUCUCUUGACUUGUGGAUAAAAACAUCUCCAUAAAUGUCCCUGAACAAAAAGAAGCACUAAAAAGCAUUGAACCACACUUCUGUUAAUUUGAUAGAGUUGCUUCCACACAUAUUCAUUCACUCUGUUUAUGCGUGUGUGUUUCAGUUCUUAUAGCCACUUAAAUUGGAAAUCACAUGUAGUGAGCUUCAAUUUAAACAUCCUAACUAUCCUAAUACUUUGCCACUAAAACUGACGAACAGAAAAAUACAAUUCAGUCUGUAAUGUGCUGCUUUUAUAUCAUCUGCAUACUUGAUUAGACAUUAUUUCAGGUUAUUAAGUGAUGUCUUAAAUCCAAAUGCCUUUGUAAGCUUCAGAUUUUUUUAUUUCUUAGCUGUUUUUUUAUUUAUUUGUUUAAUUUUUGUAAAACAGACAAUGCACUUCCCAUAGCCUUUGAUUACUGAGCCUCCAAUAUGCGUUGGGUGCUUGGAGUUUUGUUAUUUAAUCAUUUUUGUGUGUUUCACUCAUAUGUGUUGCGACUGGAUAUUUAUACUGCUUUAUUAUCAGUGUGUGUCAAAAGUGUGUCCUCAGUCGCUUCAGGUGUGCCAAGAGCUUUGUGCCCAUGAUGUCUUACACACACUCAUGCGCGCUUGCAUGUUUAGCCACAGCCAUAAAGCAGCCAUUAUAACAGCUUAUUUUAGACUAGAGUAACAUCAACCCAUAACAGCCACACACAUGCAAAGUCUUAACACACACACACACACACACACACACACACUGAAAGCAUGGAGCUGUCCUGCUUUGUUGCCUUUGUGUCCGACGUUGCCAACUUUUCGCUCAGGAUUUCAGUUUAUGCUGCAUUCCUGUGUCAACACAAGCUGUCUUUCUCACACAUCCAUCAUGCCAAAGCAAAAGCAAAACACACAAUUAGAACAGAUAAUGCCUAGGCUUACACACAUGAACAUAGACGAGCAGAUGGUACAGGUGGAGAUGAUUCAACAUUUACACAAAGCGACAAAAGGCUGGUUUUACUCGGGAGAGAAACUGAAAAAAGCUCUUGAGUAAAUCCUCCCAGAAUGUGUCUGAUACGUUGUGUUGUGUUUCUGUCCACUAGGUGGCAGCAAAGCCUUAUAAAGUGUUGCAAUGCAGAGAUGUAUUGUAUUCAGAGGGUAAACAACAGUGAAUCUAACAGGGUAGAAAACAGCUGAUGUCCUGCUCUCUGCGCGCACACACACACACACACACACACAGUGAUGUUUUAGUGAAGCAACUACUAUGACAUCACUGAGCAGAGGUGCUGGCUAAAAGGUUAAAGGGACAGUUUACUCCCCAAAAGAAUUUCCUCUCACCUGUAGUGGUGCUUUUAAAACUAGUUUUCUUUGAUUAGCGUUGCAGAGUGUUUGAAAUAUCGCCUGUAAAGAUUUACAAUUUAAUGGGACUAGAAGAAUAAAUCUGAAAAAUACAACACUAAUGUGUCUUCCAAGAAUUGUGACCCUGUUACUUAUGUUAAUCCAAAGCUUGAGGUGAGUAGGAACUUUUCAAAUGUUCUGGGGUGAACUGUCCCUUUAAACCUGCAGAGAGCAGUGCAGCUGUAUGUGAUUGUGCAUUUAUAUUCACUGAUCUUAUUUUCCUUUAACUGUCACUGAAUGUGUUGCAAAGCAAUAUCGCCCAUAUCCCCGCUUUGUGGCUGGACGUGUUGAUGUUGCUAAGCAGCUUUCUGAAAUUAUAACCACGAGCAAUGGGAGCUUCAGUCAUAAAAAUGACAACACUGUUAGAAAAAGGCAAUUUGCAUAUCAACCUCCAAGCUCAUUCUCUGGCUGUCUUGUUUGAUUUGUGAUUUUCUUUUUUGAAAAGGUCACUUUAAAGUACACAUCCGUCUCCAAUGCCCCAUUUGCGUUGGCACAACAAUUCUGCUGUCAUUCUUGUUAUCACUCGAAUACCAUUUACAAUGCUCUAGCAAUUAUGACCAAUGUAUUGUUGUCAAUACUGUAACUGUUUCUCUCAUGGGACGAGUCCAGUCAUACCGAGUUUGUCGAACACUGUAAAAAAACAUGUUUAGAAUUGGUUUGACUCCAGAUCACAUGAACUCCAGCUGCAUUUUUGAUUUUUAGAAAGGACUUUGCUUUAGUCUAAUGCGGACACUACAAACUGUCAGGAAACAAACAGACACUUGUGAUUUAUUGACAGUUAAUGUAAUUUAUAUAAAGUUAAAAGAAUUCAGGGUGUGACCUCAGACACUUUAAUGUGAUUUUGUGUGCAUUUACAAGCCUCCCUCAGAACAAAAAAAAAGCAGCCAAGAUUGAACAAACACUACUGCACAAGUAUUUUUAUUUUUUGUUCAAACGUUAUGUUUUAUUUAGUUUUACAAUGUGUCACAAGUAUGGCUUGUCUUAUGCUUUACAAUGGCAGGGAUGACGCCUGUUUAUUCAGCUGAUAACAUUAUGUCUAAGUGAUACAUUAGUGUCAGUAUAAUUAACUGAUAUUCAGUGUCUGGGUCAAGGCUAAUUUUAUGAUCAGGGUCAGAUUAGAGUCAGUUUGGAUUUUAAUAAUCAUAAUUGGAGAAAGGGAACCAGUGGCUGAUGAAGUUACACCCUGCUUAAAUAUGUGCUGCGUCACCUGACUGUUUGUCAAGUCACCAUUGGACGAUAAAGCUUUAAAAAAAAACUAUAUUCAUGUUAAAAGUCCUCAAGUAGUGUCUGAGCUUGUAAAAGCAGCAGCUGUCCAGAGAUGAUCACGUCACAUGACGUUUCAGGAUGCCCAUUUACUUUCCUGCUAAAUAUGUAAUGCUGCUGGAUUACCUGUGAGCUGUCAAACAAAUGAAGUGUAACCACAAUGUAGUCGUUAUGUACAUGCAGCCUCUAUGGAACAAUAAUGUCACGUACAAUGCAUUAUUGUCUUACACAGUGGAGCCGGGAAUGGGCGCACUGUUUAAGCACCGUCGAGCAAAAAUGUCCUCAGUAUUUAAGCUAAUUAAUAUGUAACUGAUAAUGAGAUUGUCAAUAUCACACCAGAGUAUAGUUGUUGUCACUGGCCUGUUUCAGAUAAUGUAAUUAUUUCCUUUGAGUGGAUGGUGACAGUGGGGGUAAUGGAGCUGGAGGCAAUAACACUGUUAACUGAUGCGCUCCUGCAAUGAUGAUGACAACUAAUUAUCAUGGAAGAUGCAAAUAAAGUCAACCUGCUUGGUA